AAAAAUGUGUCAAAAAUUAAAAAAAAUCAUUCGUUGUCAGUAUUUAACAUAAUGACUAUCAGUUCAUGUAACGCAUAAUAUUUAUUUGCAAACAAUUAAAAAUAAUUUUGGUAUAUAGGUCUAUUUGGAAUAAGGCGAUUAAGCAAAAUCUUUUACAAAUAUAAAUUUAAUAUAAACAAAAAAAUCCAAAUUCGCAUAUUGCGUGAACAUUGGCAUAUGCAGUAGAGUUAUAUUAGGCAAUAUAUACAAAAUUGAAGCGAUCGGGAAAGUGAAAAUGUGGUGGUUACACGAUCUUAGGCUGUUGCAGUAGCACGCGACACGUGUCACGCAUCACGCACACAUCUCCAAUCAGCAGGUGAAAUUGUGCCGGGUUGUAUAAAACAGUGAUUGAGCAAAGCUUGUAGAAAAACAAAGAAACCAGCAAAUCUACCGAAGUAAAUGUUAUUUUGAAUAGUUAUCAAACGGCAUAAACGAAUUAUACAAUUCACCAUACAAAAAAAAAUACAAAUAAAAACUAAUAACAAAUUGCAAGCAGCUUACAUAUUAGCCAAGCCAUGGUGACAGUUGGACUGCUAACCCGAUUCCUGGGAAGUGGCAGCAGCGGAAUUAGCAGCGGCAUUGUCUGUUUGCGAUUAUUAAGGCGCCUAAACAGCCCGACAGUCAGUCUUCAAUUAACUCCACGAUGCCUCAGUGUGCUGGGCAAUUUGAAUGGCGGCAAAUGCAAAUCAACGACGACGACAGCGAUAACGACGCCAGGAACAUGGCCGGCAUCAACAAUGUUGUCCCCGCUGCUAUUGGCCAAAUAUCGCAGCUAUGCGCGGCUGAGCACCAAGUCAACGGUUCAAUCCAGCUCGACGGCAAGCAAAACCGAGACCAAAUCCUCAUCAACGGCCACUGUGACGUCCCCCAGUUCAAGUUCAACGGAACUGUUUGGCGAGGCAGCUAACAUGGGUCUGUUUGCCAAAUUCAAGCACAUGUACAAACAAUAUUGGUAUGUGCUUAUCCCAGUGCAUGUGCUGACGUCAAUUGGCUGGUUCGGCGGUUUCUACUAUUUGUCCAAAAGUGGCGUGGAUGUGCCAGCCUUGCUGCAGUAUUUGCAUUUGAGUGAGACGAUCAUUGAGAAGGUGCAAGGCUCUGAUAUGGGUCACUAUGCCAUUGCAUACCUCUGCUAUAAAGUGGCCACGCCAAUACGCUAUGCAGUAACGCUUGGCGGCACCACGGUGUCUAUCAAAUAUCUUGUACAAUGGGGACAUAUCAAACCGAUGCCGACCAAGAAUCAAUUGAUCAAAAUGUAUGAGGACACAAAGGCAACGCGUGCUAACGCCAAGAGCCACAACAAAGACGAGCAUCAUAAAUGAUAGCUGUCGAUGUUGCCGUCGUCGGUGGCCCGGCUUAGGGCGCCGAAAUAACACCACCUCGUCACAACAACAACAAACUGCAUCAUCGUCUGCUGUUGCAAUUGUUGCAUUGCCAUGCGGCACAAUUCAGUUGGCUAGUUGUAUUAUCUGUUAAGCUGUUUUUUGGUGCACACUCGUUAGCCCGCUCGCCCCAACAAACUUUUUUGAAAUUAAACUCUCGACUCUCUUAGACGCUCUAUUGUUGAAACAAUUGGCACCAGAUCGGAAGUAAACAACAACAAUAAUCCUAGCAUACUUCAUACAUAUAUAUAUAUAUAUAUUUUGUAAUACCAUCAAUUUGCAUAAUUUCUGUGUUUAUGUUGGUCUUGUGUGUUAGUUACGAAACCGUUGCCCGCUGCCGGCUGCCAAAAAAGGAGCACCAUACUCACACACACAUAACCAAGACAUUUUUGCGCACACACACAACCAGAAUAGGGCAGCCUCCGAUACAAACAAGAAGUGUAGUAUAUAAAUAUAUACAUACAUAAACAUGUAUAUACUUAUAUAUAUAUUUUGUAAAUGUAAUUUAAAAAGUUAUCUAAAAUAAAAAUGAAUACAAAAAUCACCUGAUCGGUAUAAAAUGAAGAAACAUUCUCUACUUUCAAUUUGUCGCAAAAUACAUAAGUUGUGAAGUGGCGCCAUCUAUUUGUUGUUGCACUGACGAUCUCAGUUGCCACAGCCUCAAAGUAUGCCACAAAACUUAUUUGCAUAGGUAUUGCGAAAAUGUCCCAAAAUACAAAAUAAUUAAUUUCUCCGAUACUAACAGUACAAUAGAAUAUCCUACGGCCAAAUUAAGAGACCUAUUAAAAAUAUAUCGUUGCGCACCAAAUUCAGCUUGUCCCGAAAAUCAUUGAAUGACAAUAAAACGCAAAGUGAUUCGAUUUUGUUUUUGCAUUUUAUAUUUCGUUAUCAUUUUUUUUGUUUGUUUUUGUGUUUUUAUUUAUUUUUUGUUUUGUUUGUAACGUUAGUAAAAUAUCCAACAAUUAUAAUUGUAACUAAUAGUUAAGCCAGAAAAAAUAUAUAUAGUAGUAGUUGUUUCUUCUUUUACAAAUAAACAAUGUGUCUUGUUCUUUUUUUGUUUUGUUGUUUUGUUUUUAGUUGUUAUGCUCUGUGUAGUUGAGUGUGUGUUGCGAGUGUCUCUCGUGUCUGUUUGUAUCUGUGUGACAGUGUAUCUGUGUAUGUGUGAGGUGAGUAAGUGUGUGUGUAUCGGUUUAGUUAAUAGUAGUAAGUAGUAUGUAGGUAGGUAGGUGUAUUGUUUGUUGCUCGCUCUUGGAAACAAGUUACAUUAUGUACACAUAUAUUUAGUUCGAUCUCUCUGUUUCUGUAUUGGUGUUCAUCUCAUAUAUAGUUUUAUCAUUUACAUAAAUACAAUACAAUAAAUAAAUAAAUAAAUUAUAUAAAUUAAAUAGGCAACAAACUAUAAUCAUAAAGAUUUAGAGUUUCUCGUAGGCAACUUUUAAAUAUGCAUGUGUGCGGGGAAAGGAAGGCGAAAAUCGGAUUACACAGAAAAUAAGUAUAUUUUAACUAAAAUAAGUAUGUAUAGAAAAAAAACAAACAAAAAAGUUAUAUGUAAAUAUAUAUAUAUUAAACAAGGUUCUCCAUUAAGUAUUUCGUAUGCUGAUACGAAAUGUAAAUUUGAGACUAGUUUGGAUUGGAUUGCUUGAUGGUAUAAAUAAAACAAAAAAAAAAUCAAAUAAAUUAAAACAAAUAGAAUACAAAUUUGAAACGUAAUUUUUUUUAAGGUAUUCCAUGAUGUGUUUAGAUUAGUUUUUUUUUUCUUUCUUUCUUUUUGGUGUUCUCGUGCUAUUCUCAUCCAUUUUAGUUGGUUUUGUUUUUUAUAUUCUCUUUAUAAUUAACUGCUAGCAUUUAUCAUAAGUACGUUUCACAAUGCAGCUUCAAUUUGUUUCUUUCAUUCCUCUGUUGCACUUUACGCCAAAUGUUCUCUCUUAGUUGCAUUAAUUUUUGUUUUUUGUUUUGUAUUCUUUAUAAACUAUUCAUUUGCUAAAAGCUUUUUCUUUUUGCUAGUCAUUUUUGUUUUGUUUUUCAUUUGCAUUUUUAGUUCUCAUUUAGAAUGUGUUGGGGUCUGUUUGGUGUCGUCGUGUGUUAAUUAUGUUCAUGUGGUACCCCGUUUUAUAAUUUCGCGUUUUUGUUUCAGGUUUAAUUGUGGUUUCAUCAGUUAGUCAAUUUUUUGUUUUCUUUUGUUUUGUUAUGAAAUAUAUAUACUGAUUCAUUAUUGCACAAAUUAGCUUUGUUUGUCGGUUUUGUUUGCGAAAUCGCUUUGCUGCUUCAUAUUUGUUUGUUUUUUUUUUGUUUUAUAUUUUUUUGUUAAUUUAAUUUUGUUUCAUUUUACACAACCACUUGACACGGCUUUCAGCAAACCAAAAUGUUGUAUUGAUCUGUUUGUAUUGAUUGGAGCAUUACAAAUUCAGACAUACAUUAACUUAUAUCAUUGACAAUCAAAUACAUUUCGUGAGUUUUGUUUUUAAUUACAAAAAUUUAAGACGCGAAUUGAAUAAUUAAACAUAUGCUGUAGAAAUGCCAGAAAGAAUUUUGCUAUAUUUUGGUUAAAUUGUGGAAAGUUAUUAUUGUUGUGUUAUUUCUAUCUUGGCUUGCCGAAAGCUAUGUUGCACAAAUUGCUAUAAUUAUUAUUUGUAAUAUAUACUCUCAUUUUUGCUUUCUUUCUGUUGUUGUUGUUUCUCGGGUUCAAUUAAUUGUUGAUUAUCUUCCAUCGUCUGUUUUUUAUGUACACAUCAUUUAGCUUCGACCGUCGUCACACAUGAAAUCCAUUGCAUUGAUUCAUUUGGUUUCGUUUUGAGUUAAAAGUUAGUUAAUAUUUAUACGCACAA
Drosophila sulfurigaster albostrigata is the source of this 4243-nucleotide messenger RNA. RefSeq lists its product as uncharacterized. Bases 555 to 1358 code for a protein of 267 amino acids. The record is from RefSeq and is a predicted model, not a curated record. Gene Ontology annotation, cellular component: mitochondrion. Lineage: Eukaryota; Metazoa; Arthropoda; Insecta; Diptera; Drosophilidae. The transcript is spliced from 3 exons.